UAAUAUGAAAAGAACAAUGCUACAACAAGAAAACCAACAACUAAUAUUACUAUUACUAUGAUGACGAAUGCGUGUCAGCGCGCAUGCGCAAUGUGUGUAUAAUUUCGGAUAAGUGUACAUAUUGUCCUCAUGGUGUUAAACCAUUUUCUGGCGAUGGUCACAUCAAGGACUUAUUGUGAAAACGAAAAUCUUCAAUUUAAGAAUAAUUAAAUGUCAAAUAGAAAAUUGUACAAACAUCUUAUUUGUAGUAAAGCAGUAAACUAAGCAAUUUGAAAAAAAUAGUUUUGUUUAUAUGUAUUGUAGAGCAGAGAAGUGUUUGAUAAGUUUUCCUGUUAGGCUUAAUUCGAACUAAUUUGGAAAUACGAAAGAAAUGGCUCGCGGGUGUUCAAGAUUGCUUUUGUAUUCCAAGCCGCUAGCAGCUUCCUAUAGUUUGCUUCUUUCUGAUUUACAUAAAAAGGGCAGAACGAGGAAUUUGUAUUCUGGAAGAUCGAGCGAGUGAGUGUCAGUCGGUCCGUCCGUCAGUCAGUCCAGUCACAAAGUCAGCUGACAGAAGAGAAGGAGGAGAAGAUGACAUACGCUUCCAUUCUAUCUGCAAGAUCCUCCUUCACUAAAGACCCAAGCUCAGACAUGUUGCCAAUCUGGUCCGCUUCAGCUGACGUUGAAGAAAGAUUUACGAUUUUUUUCCAGAAAACAGCAAGCUCGGCUUUAUCACCAGCCUACGCUGACACUAGGAAGCAAAACAUACAGACCAUAGAGAGUGAUGUCCAGUUAACUGCCACGUCUAUCCAUGUGCUCCCCCUACAACCACAGGUGACAGUCAAGGGACAACUGACUGUAAAAGCCCGAGGCCUAGCCAGCGCAAGAACCUCCUCCUUUAACGAGAAGGAGCCUUUAAAAUCGAUGGCAAGCAGAGUACCUACAUAUACACGAGGCACCGGCGAGGAGGUGAGAACCGUUGCUGCAUCUACAGACUGCGGGUGGCUGGGAGUCGGCAUGCAUCAGCCGUCAGGACACCAGUGUGACAGGCAGGAUCGACUCCCCUCCCACUAAGGUGUCAGAACCCACCUGUGCCAAGCGCAUCACCACGCGAAACAUCGUCUGCAGCCAUCACAAGUGAAAUCUUUACCAGACCAGGUAAGUUGCGAUCUGUGAGAUAUGAACUGUUGCAACUUGGAGAUCAACUCCACUUCCGGCUCGCUUUCAUCGCAUUUCAAGGUGUUUCUGUCUGGAGAUGAAUAUACAGGACUUGGUGUAUAUCUUCUUCUAACAGGAAUGUUUGGGUUUUUUGGAAACAUAGUGGCUCUGGUGAUGUUUGUGAGAGACAAUCAGUUUCGGUCCACGGUGGACAUGCUGCUGGUCAACCUGGCUUUCGCCGACAUCGGCAUGUGUGGACUUUGUUUUCCAUUCGUGUCGGCUUCAAACUUUGCACAGCGCUGGCUUUUCGGAGAGAGUGGUUGUACCGCCUACGGUUUUGCCGGAUUUUUGUUUGGCAACACCACCAUCUUCACCUUGAGUGCUAUCAGUGUGCAACGGUACCUGGUCGUCUGCAAGCGCUGGCCAAAUGUACGGAAUAUCAAUACUCUAGUAACCGUCGUCAUGACAACAUGGUUCCAAGCGCUACUUUGGAGCUCACUUCCACUUCUUCUGCCUAAACCUUAUGACCUGGAACCUUUUGGGACGUCCUGCACUGUUUCUUGGGCGAGCGACCAUCACGGGACGAAGAUCUUUGUCAGAUCGCUCGUCGCCUGGGUAACCCUGCACUUCCUGGUGAUGGCGUUCUGUUACACACACAUCUAUGUCUGCAGUCGCCGCGCCCUGACCAAAGUCUCCUCCAGAAGCUACCAGGACCUGCUGGUCUCCAAGAUUUGCUUCAUUCUGGUGACAGCUUUCGCGAUCUGCUGGUCGCCAUACAUGAUACUGUCCAGUCUCUCCUUGUCCUCCCUCAGCGAGGCAUGGCCUCUUCUGUCAGCCCUUCCGGUUAUGAUGGCAAAGUUAUCGUCGUGCGUGAAUCCAGUCCUCUACAUUCUCGUCAGCAGACGUUUCCGCCAACGUUACCUGGAGACGAUCACCUGUCGCCGUCGAACGGACAGCAAAGACCUCGGGGUUCCCAGCAUUCACGUGAACGUCACUUCCGGCAGUAACGUUACCGUGAUACCUUGACGUUAAUUGAGAUGCACUGGGAGAUAUGACAUGACAUGACAUGACAUCUUUAAUGCCAAUGACUCAUGGUCACCAUGACACUGGGAGAGAAGAUCAGUUGGCUCUUGAAACUGCGCAUGACAGUCCACGGAAUAUGACGUUCCCGAACACAACCCUCUACCUACCGAAGUGGUCCUGUGUGAUAAAAUGCUGCGAAUUCGUUGAAAUUUGAAACGUCGGCUUCAGGAAUACGUGAGUGCACCGCUGACAGGAAUUUAUAGGUAUGAUGCUUACACUUCAACUCUAUCGUCUGCUCUCGCUGACAUUAACACAGAUACAAUAAAGAGACCGGAGAGGAGGAUGCAAUUUAUUGCAAAACGUUUAAACAAUGAAAAUUAUUGCAUGUUUCAGCUGUCAUCCCACCUAAGAAGAGGCCGCAGGUCUAGUGUAUAAUGGGUUUCCCAAAUUCUUAGGUCUGCAGUAAAAUACGAGGACUAGAUAUAUAAAAUACCUAGACCAGAGAAUUUGUGUGAAGUAAAAUUCACGAAAACAACGAAUCUGCAAAAAUUUGGAAAAUUCUGACGGAAGGGUGAAGCGACGCAGAAUUUCAUCAAAGAUUUUAUUUUACCAGGAAACAGUUUGCACAACUUAACUGAUAAAAUAUAUUACCUUUGUUAUCCUGCAGAAAUGAAAUCAGCCCUCGGUGUUGUGGGAUUUUACUCACUUUAUACUGUACUAAAUGUUUACACAAAGGGCCGGUGUUUCACACUGGCUGUUGGAAAACUGAUGCUACUUACUUUGGGUCCACUGAUAUAUAAAUCAGUGUUUGGGUUUGGGUAAUUAAAUUCCAGUAGAUUCUGAAUCAUAAAUAACCAACUAAUAGUUGUUUAAUAUUGCUGGAUUUCCACAGUUCCCUGCCUCUGAUGGCCCAUGUUUUAAUUUCUGAAAUACUACUUCGAACGUGUCUUAUUAGCUGUGAGACAAUCAAACCACAGGAAACAGUUGUACAGUUAUGGAAAUUGGUGAGAGUUAAGAAAUGUAUGUGUGCCAUAAA
Messenger RNA from Pomacea canaliculata, 3193 nucleotides. Its product is annotated as visual pigment-like receptor peropsin. The record is from RefSeq and is a predicted model, not a curated record. NCBI's taxonomy places the organism in Eukaryota, Metazoa, Mollusca, Gastropoda, Architaenioglossa, Ampullariidae. The transcript has 11 exons. Gene Ontology annotation, cellular component: photoreceptor outer segment; membrane. Gene Ontology annotation, molecular function: G protein-coupled receptor activity. Gene Ontology annotation, biological process: G protein-coupled receptor signaling pathway. Bases 1156 to 2160 code for a protein of 334 amino acids.